This is a messenger RNA of Nothoprocta perdicaria, 1637 nucleotides long. It is a transcript of the gene RWDD2A, whose product is annotated as RWD domain containing 2A. The record is from RefSeq and is a predicted model, not a curated record. Lineage: Eukaryota; Metazoa; Chordata; Aves; Tinamiformes; Tinamidae. Gene Ontology annotation, molecular function: protein binding. The coding region runs from base 1 to 879 and encodes 292 amino acids. The transcript is spliced from 2 exons.
AUGGCUGCUACAGUAAAGGAGUGUCUGGAGCUGCAGCUCCUGGAAGUGGAAAUGCUCCUCUCAAUGUUUCCUAAGGAAGGUGAAAUGCAAGUGCGUGACGAGGACACCGUGCCUCGCGUGCAGCGCUACCUGACCAGCUGCGAGGCGGCUCUGCCCCCCCAGCUCGAGUAUUCAGUUGCCGUGGAUGUGGGGGAGUCAAAGGCAAAAGUAGAACUGCRGGUAGUGCUGCCUCACCUCUACCCUCACGUAGCCCCCCAGCUCUUUGCGCGAUCGGAUGCGCUGAGCAGGCAGCAGCAGCUGCAGCUCAACACCGGCCUCACGUCCUACGUGAGCUCCCUGGGCGCGGGUGAGCUCUGCGUGUGUGCGGCUGUGCAGUGGCUCAAGGACAACAGCCCACCCUGCCUGCAAAACCACAGGCCCCCUCCGGGAGGCCCUUCCAAGGAGGAAGGACUUAAAGAAACGUUUCAUCGCCUGUGGAUCUACAGCCACCACAUCUACAGGCAGGAAUUGAGAAAGAAGAUUUUUGACUGUGCAAGGAAGUUAAAUCUGACUGGCUUCUGCCUAACGGGAAAGCCUGGCGUGAUCUGUGUGGAGGGCAUCAGAGAGAACUGUGAUGAGUUCUGGCGUGUCAUUAGGUAUCCCAAUUGGAAGCAUAUUUCAUGCAAGCACGUGGAGAGUACAGAAACUGAGGGAAACAUUGAUGGUCUUCGUCUCUUUCCUGCUUUUGAAGACCUGCAGUUUCAGGCACAUGGGGAUUAUGGCCUGAGGAAUGACUAUCACAUGGAUCUGGGCCAGUUCCGACAAUUCCUGGAACAACAUCAGAGUGGACAUGUUUUUCAGAUUUUAUUUGGUGUUGAAGGCAAACUAUCAAACAAAUAAGUGAAACCCUGUAAGGAGUUUUAACUUUGAACAGCAGCUGAUGAAGUAAGCAUUGAAAUACYGUGCCUGACAGCUACUGAGAAAAGGGAAACUGCUCGACAGACAAGGCAGGCAGUUCAAGGAAUUAAUCUUUGUUUCUGUUCUGAAUUGUUACAUACAUUUGAGAAWGCCUGUUUAUUUUCUGAGACCCUGAAAUCAGCAAUUAUCACUCUGAGCUACAUCUCCAAUAAGUGGUUGCAGGUGACAAAAAUCCCACAGUUCAGUAUUUUAAGUUACACAAAUCUGUCUCCUCAUAUAUAUUGUGCUGUAGGAAAGCAACAUGAGGUGCAGGCCUGUAAGCAACUUUGGCGUAGAGUUACGGGUGACCGAAGUGGCUGCUCUCAGUAUAGUUUCCAGUACAAAAGCAYAUCCUGCUUCAAGAAAUCUUACCCAUGUAAGGAAAUCUCAUUCAAGAUUUAUUUCAUACAGUUUUGUGCUCUCACUUGUUUUAGUGAAGUGCAAAGACUGCCCAACCACAUCAAGCUUUGCCUUUCAACAAAGGAGUGGGGAAAAUCCCACAUUACCCUGUCACUUAUAUAGUCUGGGUAGUACCUAUAGCAUUACAUUGUCAUCACUGACCAUCAUUUUUCCAGCUACUCUUCCGACACUUCACUGUAGUCUGGGUUAUGUUAAUAGCAACCUCUCAGCUGCUCAGCUCAUGACAUUUCAGGCGUAUACUGCUAGGCUUCUAUAUGCACCUUGGAGAUGAGAGCAUCCAA